CACAAAAACACACAUCACAUACACUUUCUGUGCACUUUCUGUUGCGCGCUCGGACACACGAACAGUAAGCUCACGCAGACAGAGUGGGGGGGCUACUGUGACAAACUGGCUCAGAGGAGCAAGUUUGCCUAGAGAGAGGAAAGGUCUCUAAAGGUAGAGCGAGAGAGAGAGAGAGAGAGAGAGAGAGGGAGAGAGAGAGAGAGAAAUGGAGAGGGCAGCAGUGGUGCGCCACAUUUAGACCCGCAGCAAAGACGAGCUGUUCAAGGGGAACCGAUUAAUGGAGCUCUGCAGGGAGCGAUGAGAAGCUUCUUUAAGGCAGGAGGGAGUGAGCAGCUCGCACCAGGUGCCCAGAGACCAACACACAGCCAGCGAGAGAGGACGCCGACCAUCACCAGCUGUCAGUGGCACGUCUCACUGGAGCCCCUGGUCCUAGAGCGGGGCGCGCACUCCUGCCAGGGGUAAUGAGAAGUCCCGGGAGGCCGUGGAGAGCCGGACAGCCCGACAGAGCGAGACACACGAAGGAGCGGGCCGGGGCUCACAGGGAUGAGAGGGGCCACAAGCUGAGAGGAGCCGAGCGAGGGGGAGCGGCGGAGCAGCCCCGAAGAGGAGGCGGGUGAGGGCGCGUUACUGCGAGUAUAGGCUGCAGAAACAUGAGUGUGCCACCGAACUGUGGGUUCUGUUACUCCGUGGAGCGGAGUCUCACUGUGCGCAGUGGGGACAUAUGGGGAUCUCCGUGUGCUGUCAACAGGCCCAUUGACAUCAUACAGAAACGCAGGCGUUUUGAUGUGGAAAAUGGAUUAUCGGUGGGCCGUAGCCCCCUGGACCCCCAGGCCAGCCCAGGCACUGGGAUGGUUAUACAGGCCAACUUUCCCCACAGCCAGCGGAGGGAAUCCUUCCUCUACCGCUCCGACUCCGAUUUUGACCUUUCACCCAAAGGUCCCUCCAGAAACUCCUCCACUGCCAGUGACCUGGAGGAAAGCUUGAAGCACUGGGAGGUCAACUGGUUGUCGACUCGACACACAGAAGACAUGAUCGUUACACCAUUUGCACAGGUCCUCGCCAGCCUGAGGACAGUCCGAGGUAACUUUGCCAUUAUAACUGACCAGCAAGAUCGCCCAGCAAGCAAGACGCGAUCCUCAGGCAACAACCCACCAUCCAUGUGCAAGACCAGCCUUGCAGAGGAGCCUCACCAGCAGCUGGCCAUAGAGACUCUGGAUGAGCUGGACUGGUGUCUGGAACAGCUGGAGACGCUGAAAACGCGACACUCUGUCAGCGAGAUGGCUUCAAACAAGUUCAAGAGGAUGCUGAACCGAGAGCUCACCCAGCUGUCGGAAACCAGUCGGUCAGGAAACCAGGUGUCUGAGUUCAUCUCCAGCACCUUCCUUGAGAAGCAACAUGACAUGGACAUCAUGUCCAACCCCACCAAGGAAAAGGACAACAAUAAGCGGCCCAUGUCCCAGAUCAGCGGCGUGAAGAAGGCCACCCACAGCCCCAGCCUCGCCCCCUCUACCAUCCCACGCUUUGGGGUCAACACCGGCCAGGAGGCACUCCUCACCAAGGAGAUGGAGGAUGUAAACAGAUGGGGCAUCGACAUAUUUAGGGUCUCUGAGUAUUCAGGGAAUCGAGCGCUGACGGUCAGCAUGUACACCAUCUUCCAGGAACGCGACCUGCUCAAGUCCUUCAAGAUUCCUGCCGACACUUUCAUCACUUUCAUGAUGACUUUGGAAGAUCACUAUCACGCGGAUGUGGCGUACCACAACAGCAUCCACGCUGCCGACGUGGUCCAGUCCACACACGUCUUGCUGUCCACACCUGCCCUGGAGGCUGUUUUUACUGAUCUGGAGAUCCUCGCCGCCCUGUUUGCCAGUGCCAUCCACGACGUGGACCACCCUGGAGUUUCUAAUCAGUUUCUCAUCAACACCAACUCGGAGCUGGCCCUGAUGUACAACGACUCGUCGGUGCUGGAGAAUCACCAUCUGGCAGUCGGCUUCAAGCUUGCGCAGGAGGAAAACUGUGACAUCUUCCAGAACCUUAGCAAAAAACAGAGACAGUCAUUGCGCAAAAUGGUCAUUGAUAUGGUGCUGGCAACAGAUAUGUCUAAACACAUGAACCUACUAGCAGACCUGAAAACUAUGGUGGAGACAAAGAAAGUCACCAGUCUCGGAGUCCUGCUCCUGGACAAUUAUUCAGACCGCAUACAGGUUCUUCAGAACAUGGUGCACUGUGCGGACCUGAGUAACCCCACCAAGCCUCUUGAGUUGUACCGACAGUGGACGGACCGCAUCAUGGUGGAGUUCUUCACCCAGGGGGACAGGGAGAGGGACAAGGGCAUGGAGGUCAGCCCCAUGUGUGACAAACACAAUGCCUCCAUAGAGAAGAACCAGGUGGGUUUCAUUGACUACAUAGUUCAUCCAUUAUGGGAGACGUGGGCUGACCUCGUCCACCCAGAUGCUCAGGAGAUCCUGGACACUCUAGAGGAUAACAGAGAGUGGUACCAGAGCAUGAUCCCCCACAGCCCUUCACCCGAAACAGAGGCCCAGGAGGAGGAGGAGACCCUCCCUGGAGAAGCUUCAGCACUCAGUUCCGCCGUUAUCGAUAAGUUCCAAUUUGAGUUGACCUUGGAAGAAGAAGGAGAGUCCGACACAGAGAGUCCGCAUGAGGAGGAGGAGAGCUGCGAUCGCAGGAGGGCGUCUCCACUUUCCAGAACUGGAUCUGGCAGCAGAUUUGAUGCUAAGACUCGCCGGUUCCCCAAAAUGCUCACCGCCGAUUCAGACAGGACGUUUUCUAUAGAAUCUGAUAAAGAUAUGGCAGAAGAACGAGAAACAGACCAGGAAGACAUCUCCGGGGUACCACCCGUCAGACUCGGCACAUAGCAUAGCACAUUGGAGCCUUUUUUGUUUGUUUUUCUUGAUUUCGGUGCCUCAUCCUCUGUCACUCCCCCUUCUCCCACUCUGACCAAACACCACCACCUCUGGUUUCCGUGGGACAAAGGGCGACAGCCUCUGGGGGGUGUGGAGUACGGAAGUGCACGCAGCUGUGGGAGGUGCUGAGAGAAAGCCUGCAGUUCUACACAGCAGUCACUUGCACUGGAGAGAGACAGAUAGACUCAGAGAGGACGGGGAGUCAACUUUCUGACAGGUCCUUUUGCGUUCUGUGUCCUUCAGUCAGACUUACAGAAACUCUGAGAAGUUUAUUUAAAGAAAACUUCCCUUUCUACCAGCCGACCUAAGGUCUUCUACUGCCAACGACAGCCCUGUCUUCCUCUUUUGGAGUACUUGUGAAAAAGUGAUGAAUGAUCGUGAAAACAUGCAAACAAGGUCUUGUGAGACUCUUGCCAAACUUGCAAUUUACGGGGACAAUGCUGUUUUACCUGCCUUUUGGUUUUCUGUUGGUUCAUUGUGUUAUUUAGGUCCAUACACCAUGGAAGGCAGUAAAGGAAGGUUAAGUACAUGUCACUCCAAAGCAGCCUGAGCAAAGUAAAGUCAGAAAGGAGCUCUCCAUGGUUUUAUCCCGUACUCUUCAGAUGUAGCAGACAUUUUGAGUGGCUGUCAUUAUUGUUGUACUUACUCCUAUAAGCUAAAAGCCCAUUGAGUUAUGUUGAACAGGAGGUCGUAGUAGGACAUGCAUAUGCUUAUGACGACUGGGCUUGCAGUGAAUAUUAUUUUUGAGAUUUCCAGUUGUUUCAGGUUUAUUAUUUCCAUUGUUUAUAACCCGAAACUCUGAUAUUUACAGCAACAAAACUGAGCCAGGGUCAGUGUCACAGUCACGGGAUAACAUCUGAAGCAAUGUUGACUGUGCAUAUGGCGCCUCCCAGUGACAACAGAUGGAACUGAACUGGCGAAUAAUUUGCGUGGUUUUGCAUAGAGGUACAUGGAAAAUACAUUCAAAAUGUAUUUAACUGUAGGUCUACCCAAAAUACCUGUCAUGAUUCAGUUUUGUUGAGCUUUUUUAUGUUUUUAUUUAUUUUUAAGUCAGUAAUUUUUGUUAGCUUUCUUUUUAUUUGUCUCCCAUUUUAUCAAUUUGCCUUCAAGUGUAGCACUUUACAGUUUUGUUCAUUGCCGGCCCUCACUAUGGUUGUUAAGGGCUUGAGCCGAAACAUUAACACGUCUGAGGCUGUUGACUGAAGAACAGUUUGUCAUUGACUGUAAAGCAAACCAGCACAAACUGCAUACAAAGAGCCCUUGCCAUUCAAAUCCAUUAUUGUUACUACACAAUUUGUCAAACACAGCUACUGAAAUGCAGAUUUUGGUGACUUGCAUAACGUACCAGACUGAUAAGGGCCGUGUAUUAGAUGUGUGAGUGUUGCAAAGAAUAAUGCUCGCAUCACUGUAACUGUAAAAAAAACAACAGGAGGUUACCGAGAGACAGUUUCCUGUGCCAGAACGUUUUUUUUUCUAAUCUUUUUUUUCCCUCUCAUCGAUCAAUAUUUCACUCUUCACAAGGACAUAGUCAAUGACAAAACAAGUGCCAAGCAAGCGUGAUACAACCCGUACUGUAAUUUCCAUUUUGCCACUGGCUACUUUCCAUCAGUGACUGAUAAAGUUGGUUGAUUGUAGCACCCUGUGUGCCAAUCUGACCCGACUGUCUCUGGUCCUUUUUUUUUUAAAACUCCUGUUCAAACAGUAACUGAAACUGAUGUUGUCUUAAACAGUGAUGUGGGUUUGUGUGUGUGUGAAUGACGCGGUUUCAUUUUUUUGAAUGUAUUACUAAGAGAGAAGGAAAAAAAACCAAAGCACUUUGUAUGGUACUUUUACAGUUCUGCACUUCCAGUACAGUUGAACAUGUAUAAUGUGACUGUUUCACUGUUUUUUCUGUCGGCUAAAGGCCUGGUGAUCGAGUGGAACAGCACGGGCUGGUACCACUAUAGCUCCUAUAGUUGGAUGUUGGAGGGACUGAAGUUGUUUUUUGCUCUUUUUAUAAGUGACUGUACAAAAACAUGGAUUUCUGUGGAAAUGAAUGACGUCGGCUGCAGGACGAACGUGAGGAGUAUAAACACAAAACUUAGCCUGUGGAGAAACUUUAUUUUAUUUUAUUACCGUGAAACAGAAAUAACUAAUGUUUUAAUGUAUGAAUGAGAUGAAUUUUUUCUUUUUUUCUUUAGACGCCUUAUUUUGAAUUUUGGUCGUAGAUGUGUUCGCUGACAUGCUGGAGUAUAAAACAUGUGCAAUCCCUUCUGUAGGAACUCAAGGAUGCCUUCACCAUUAAGGACUAUUUAACAGAAGCGUAACCAGCACAACAUGCGAUGGCUCAUUUCUUACUCUCUGUGUGUCACUAAUUGUCUGAUUUUGUACAUUUUCCUCACAGUGCUUCGUGUACAGUUUAUUUAUUAUUUCUUUAUUAUCUGUCAGAAACAAUGGGGCAGUCAACUUUUUUUUGUCUGAGGUUUAGUGCUCAUGUGUGGCUCGACGCGUGAGAAAGUCAAACAGGACAGAUUUCAACUAUUACUUCAACUAUUUUUCCUCCUCAUUUAAUUUCUCUAUCUUUGCGAGUAACAUUAUACAUAAGCAAAAAAUUAUCUGUUUCACGUUUUUCUUGUUUAAAAAAUAGUUGAGUGACAGAUUUCCGUCUUGGUUUUUCUGAAACACCUCGGAAGACAUCUUUUCCUCGUCGUUCUCUGUUUCCAUUGAUCCACUCAGAUCACAUAUUCAUAAAGGAUCGUCCAGUCAAUGUGCCGAUCCAAGACUUCUUGGAUUCAUAGUGAAGUUUAGUUUAGUCAGACAGCCUCAACAGUCAUCCUUGAUCAGUAUUUCUUUUCCCAGAGAUGUUAUGAAUAUGGGUUGUGAACCAAGACUGCAGCUUUGACAAUCUAAACUCUGCUGUUUGACUGCGAGAGGGUUAGCCCUCUCUCCAACUAGAACUGUAUGCCUUGCAAAUAAAGGAAAAGGUUUUCACUCUU
Messenger RNA from Platichthys flesus (European flounder), 5896 nucleotides. RefSeq names its product phosphodiesterase 4C, cAMP-specific a (gene pde4ca). Gene Ontology annotation, biological process: signal transduction. Gene Ontology annotation, cellular component: perinuclear region of cytoplasm; cytosol; nucleus. Bases 651 to 2873 code for a protein of 740 amino acids. Gene Ontology annotation, molecular function: 3',5'-cyclic-AMP phosphodiesterase activity. The transcript has 16 exons. Lineage: Eukaryota; Metazoa; Chordata; Actinopteri; Pleuronectiformes; Pleuronectidae. The record is from RefSeq and is a predicted model, not a curated record.